Nicotiana tabacum (common tobacco) is the source of this 3280-nucleotide messenger RNA. RefSeq lists its product as uncharacterized. Gene Ontology annotation, molecular function: nucleic acid binding; zinc ion binding. NCBI's taxonomy places the organism in Eukaryota, Viridiplantae, Streptophyta, Magnoliopsida, Solanales, Solanaceae. The record is from RefSeq and is a predicted model, not a curated record.
UUCUUUAAGUAAGGGGUCCUAAAAACGGCUAUUUGUGCACUUCGCUCAAUUUAUUCAUUACUUAAAAUUUGAGUUUCACUUAUUGGACGCUGCCCAAGAAGAGCCCUCAAAUGCUUCUCUCUUAUAUUUGUGCCACACAUUCAGAGAAAGACACAAAAUGCUUCUCUAUAUUUGCUCUGCUGAAUUUGAGUAAGGAAAACCUAAAGAGUCGUCCAAAUCUAGGUUGCUCGGACUCUUCACUUUUGGUGUCACACCCGUGUCGACACGACAUGGGUGUGGGUAUGGGAUCCGUACCGGAUUUAGUCAACCGAUUAUGGGUGCUUUGACCAAAAUCGACUGAAGAAUUCGGGACAAAUAUAAUGAUUUUUGAAAUCAAAACAAAAACGAGGGUGAAAUUGAAGAAAAUGGAAUACCUUGUAUAUAGAAACUUCUGUGUCAGUCAGUUUCCUUUUAUUUUCUUCUUGGAUUCUCCUUUUGAUCAUUAAUCUCUCUUUCUCGGAAUACCUUGUUAGUUUUCCUCAUAAUAUCUCAUAAUGUAGUCAUAUUUUUAUAACUCUACUUUUAGAUAUUUGAAUUAUUUUUAGCCGAAUACCCACACCCGUAUUCGUAUCUGGAUCCGUAACCUCCGAAUCUUAAGAUUUAGAUCAUGAAGGAUCCAACCUCUAAAUUAACACCCGUAUCAGACACCCGCACCCGAGUCCGAGCAACUUAGGUCCAAACACACAUCUGAUUCAGGUUUGCUUUAAUGUUACUUGUUAUAUAUGAAGCAUUACCCUUUUCAGACCUUAAAUAUGUCUUGUUAGUCUUGCAAAUUUGGUAAUUUUCGUUUAGGAUUGACCAGUGCUUGCUACCUGUUCGAUGGAAUGUUAAACAUGAACCUGUUUUUAGUGCAAUUGGUAUUGGGCUGUCUUGAUGAAAAAAACCCUUUUGGUUUCUGGAUCAAUCGAGUGAAAUGUUGCGAGUAAAUCGCUAAAAUUUGAAAGAAUUUGUAGGAAGCAUGAAUUUAGUAUUUGCAUGUAUUUGAGGAGGAAGUAAAACAUUAAGAUGAUGUUUUCAUGGAGAUGAAGAUGUUAAAGCUCUGUUUAGUAUGUUGUUUUUAUGUGUUUUGCUUAGCUUAUUUUUGCUAGCGUUUAGGACAAUCACUUAUUAGCGAAUAACCUAAUUUUUACUUAUAUAAUUGGUUAAUUCUAUUCAAUUGUCUUCUACCAGAAUACGAAAAAGUGUCUGAAUCAGUUUCAAAAUCCAAAUCAACCACACCCUGAUAUCUUGCAAGAGUCAGAGUAUUCUUGAGUCCAUCUUUACCAGUGCUAGAGGAAUUGGUUUACCAAGUUUGCCUCCUUAAUCUUUUCCAUGAGCUGAAAUCAUUGAGGAACCUAUAAAGUACUACGCUUAACAUUUGGAAAAAUUAAAACAAAGUUUCUGUAUUAAAUUUAACAGAGGAUGGGCUUUAAUGGCUUUAAACCAACUUUUAUGAGUAAAAAUUAGUUGUUUCUUCUUGGUGUAACUUGGCAAAUGUGAAUGAUGUUGAAGCCGAGUUACACCGAGUACAUUACACGAUGUGAAGUGUUAACGCACUUUUGUAACUAGAUUCUAUCAUUUUCUUUCGGUUGGAGCAUUAAUAAAAUCCUUAUUACUCAUCAAAAAAAAAAGCUGCUUUAUCAAAAUUCAUGUUACACCCCGUACUUUCAUGUUAGAAUAUGAGCCGGAGAGGUUAAGGACCUUUACAAAGAUAACGAUGGGUUAAAACAAGUGGUAAGGAAGUAUUUUGAGGGCUGGAGGUUAAACGAACCAAAGAUGCUACAACCCAUACUUUCGAGGUAAAACUAGGAGUACUUAAUAUUCUAAGGAGGUCGUGUUUUAAGGUAAUUGAAUCAUAUAAUAUUCGUAUGUUAAUUUUUGAAGUCAAACAAGUUGUAAAAUAAAAGUCGACAAAGUAAGUUAUAACCCUUGCAAUUUUGACGCUCAACUCCUUGAAGCUGUUUUUGCGUGGCAACAUCCGUUCCUCUCCAUCAAAACCAAGUUUUAAGUAUCUCUCUCCCCCAGAUUUCGCGAAUGGCAAGAAACCCUUGUGCCUUUCUAAUGCUGAUUUUUGGAUGAUUUCUGCUUUGUCUGAUUGGAUUGAGAAAGCCUGCUCAGAUUCAUAUUUUUCUUCUUUGUGAUCUUUUAUGAUAUAAUUUUCCAAUUAUUAUCUAUUUCGCAUGUAUCGAUCUUUCUUUUUGGGCUUUCGUAAUCUGUUUUCUGAACAAAAAAAGGAAAAAAAACGAACAAGGUCGUCAGAAAUAGAACAUUAUCUAUUCCGUUGAUGUGUAGGAUACUAGGAUGCAUAUCCUUACAUUAAUUAAUUAACCUACUAGAAUAUCUAAGCAAGCAUUCAACAUCGAUUGAUUUUGAAGUACACCAGUAUCUCCCGUAAUUAGUAUUUCUGUUAACUUAGACCCAUAAUUGAAUCACGACAAGACUUUGGUUUUCUUGGUUUUUGGAAUGAAAUGGGGCUGAGUAGAUGCUACGGAAUAUAUAGCUGGCACCAACUAGCUUAGGAUUGAGGCAUUAUCUAAUGAUUUUUACUUGGGGAUGCACUGUACUUGGAAGAGUAAAAAUUGUAUUAAAAAAUGUGGUUGAAAGAUUAUACUUUGAUUACUUUUUUGGCUGGUUUUUGGUUAUCUUUCCACUAACCUUAACUCUUUGUGCUGUUCUCUAGUUUUCUGCCCAGGGUACUGGUAGAGAUUAAGGCUAACUUGAAGAGGGGACUCUUCUUUGUUGAGUGCCAAUAUCAUGGCAUCCUCUAAGAAUGAGGAAAGUGGUGCUCAGGAUGCAGCAGAAAGGAUUAAGGUUGCAGCCUUGUCAGCUGCAAAGGGUUUGAGUCGUGCUCAGGCUGAGCGCGCCGCUGCUCCUGCUGCUAGAAAUGUCAAUGCGUAUGGCCAGAAGGAAGAAGGACCCAGUCGAUGGCAGGAAAGAAAAGAAGCAAAGAGGCAGAUGUAUUUGAUGAGUACUGAGAAACAGGUGAGAUUGGGUGAAAGGAAAGACCUCAAGGCUUCAGGUUCCACCCUUGCUGCAGCUUCUCAAUGUCAGAAAUGUUUCCAGUUAGGGCACUGGACUUAUGAGUGCAAGAAUGAGAGGGUUUACAUAUCACGUCCUUCUCGUACACAGCAGCUGAAGAAUCCAAAACUGAGGAUGAAAUUAUCAAUAUCUUAUGAUCUAGAAAACCCAGAUAUUGAGAAGGAGAGGAAGAGUGAAAACCCUUCCCACUAGCGAGGGCUAUAACGGUAAUCGGUAAUUACAA